AUGGUCAACAGUACUACCCCUACCCCCACAAGCACAACUCGCCACCUCCUAUCGAGCCAAUACAUCACCUGCAUCCGAGUCUACGCGUGGGGAUUGUGUGUUGGAGGCCGUCUAACUCACCAUCUUGUGAGCGACACAGAUCGGGUGCUUACUAAGAUCAACCAUAGUUCUCCGGGACUGGACUAUCGGGGCAUUCUGGAGCAGAUGGAUGUUUUGGGGGGCAAAGGGCUGGCUGAUUGGCUCCAGCAGGGACGGUGUGAGAACGAGAUCUUUCUCAGCGCUCUCGUUCUGUACCUGUUCCAGUGGAUAGAUGGUAUUGACAAGGUGGUUGACAAGUUGUAUAGGAGGACCUGUGUUGAGAUUGAGCUGUCUUCGGGGCCUGCUAAAGGUGAACUGAGAGAUGAGGACAACCCAGGGUCGGCGUCUCAGCGUGUUUUACACUGGUUUCAGACCAAGGUUCCCGUUUUGGAAACGGUACCGUUCUGGUCAAAACUUGUGGGCAGGCAAAACAAGACUGAAGGAGCCUUUUUCAAAGUCAGACACUCCACAAUUCCUCUUUUAGACACUUUGAGGACCCACAUCAAACACUACAAGACAUGUCUUCCCUCUGUUCUCGGACUUGGAGAUGUUUCGGGCAACCCCAUUCCACUGGAUGCUCAGUAUCUGGCUGAGGAGAUGAACAUGAAGAUCGUAUUGGGCAACAGUCGACUUGUGGAGGCGUUUCCAGCUGCUCAGGGACUUGCCAGAGACUGGAUUGAUGGAGCUCUGAUGGUCACAGCCAUCAUGGUCCGGAGCAUAGUCUGGUGGAGUGCCUUGUUGGGGGAACAGGAAGACUCUGCGUUGAGUGACGGGUUUGAGGAGAUGGUGGGGGGUGGAGGUGUCGAGGAGAUGGAUUUUAUUCAGUAUUUGGAGCAAUCCAGGUUCCAGCAGAGGUUGCAAACCCUCAGUGACUGGUUCUCUCAGCACAGCGGGGAUACAGCUAGCGUCGACUAA
Molecule: messenger RNA, 993 nt
Organism: Yarrowia lipolytica CLIB122
Lineage: Eukaryota; Fungi; Ascomycota; Dipodascomycetes; Dipodascales
Source: RefSeq, a predicted model, not a curated record